Molecule: messenger RNA, 1680 nt
Organism: Teleopsis dalmanni
Lineage: Eukaryota; Metazoa; Arthropoda; Insecta; Diptera; Diopsidae
Exons: 1
Coding region: 1-1680 (559 amino acids)
Molecular function (GO): nucleic acid binding
Source: RefSeq, a predicted model, not a curated record
AUGACUGGAGUUUAUGAUCCCUUAGGAUUUUUAGGUCCGUUUACUGUACAAAUCAAAACAUUAUUGCAGAGGAUAUGGAAAGAAAAUUUAGACUGGGACUCUACCUUACCUGAAAGCUUAGCAGAUGAUUUUAAUAAAUGGUGUGAUGAUUUACAUAAUUUAAAAUAUUUUACUAUUAGUCGAUGCCUGGUAAGAUCCAAUUUGUCAACAAUUCAACUACAUGUAUUUGCAGAUGCGAGCCCGAUUGCAUACGGAGCUGUUGCAUACCUACGAGAAAUUUUGUCUAUUGGCAAAUUAUUUACAAGCUUUAUAUGUUCUAAAAACAGAGUAAGUCCUAUUAAAAAUAAAAAUAAAAGCGAACUCACUUUACCAAAGUUAGAGCUAACAGCCGCGCUUAUUGCAGCCAAAUUAGCAAAUGUUUUAAAGCUUGAGUUAAACAUAAAUUUUUCUUCUAUUAACAUGUGGACAGAUUCAAGUAUAGCUCUGCAAUGGAUAACUGGAGACGGUAAACAAGUAAAACAAAAUAUCAGCUCAAAAGUAAGUGAAAUUAACAAACUAACAAAUGUAUAUGACUGGCGUCAUUGUGAUGGCAAAUGUAAUCCAGCAGAUCUGUUAACUCGUGGUAUAAAAGCCAAACAAUUGAUGCAGUCAGAAUUACGGAAAUGGGGUCCAUCAUGGCUUAUCAUGGAAAGCAACGAAUGGAAUAUAAGCAAAAUUGAGGAUAGUGCAACUCUUAUCACAAAAGUACUUCAAGAAGAGAAUGUUUGCAAUAUAUCUAAGGAAACUAAAUUUGAUAUACAAAAGUUUAGUAAUUUACGGAAAAUGUUAAGAGUUACCGCAUACGUAUUUCGAUUUUUAAGGAAUAUAAAAAAUAAAGGAAUUCAGCAAUCUAUCAACACUGAAUUGGAGAAGAUUGAUGAUUUGACUCUAGAGGAAUUAAAUAAAGCGGAAGUUUAUUGGAUUGGUUGCGCACAAAGUGAGUAUUUUUUGUCAGAAAUAAUAUCGUUGAAGAAAGGACAAAAAAUUGGAGCGGAAUCAAAAAUUUUACAAUUGAAUCCCGUUUUAAUAGAUGGGUUACUGCGACUUUCUUGUCGUUUACCAACGACUGAGUAUGAAAAUCUAAGCAAUCCAAUUAUAUUACCAAAGAAGUCAUAUUUAUCUAAGUUGAUUGUUUUGGAAGCGCACCAAAAGUUUAUGCACAGUGGAAUUAAUGCCACCUUAGCUAAGAUUCGAAAGCGAUUUUGGGUUGUUAAAGGCCGGCAACAUAUUAAAAGCGUUGUACAGCGGUGUAUAAUUUGCAAAAGGCUGCAUGGGAAAAAUGCAUCUGAAAACUGGACGGAUUUACCUAUCGAACGGGUCACUGUAUCCAAACCAUUUGAAACCACUGGCAUAGACUUUGCUGGUCCAUUGUAUAUAACUUCUACUGACAACAAAAAUGAUUUUAAAAAAGCGUAUAUAAUGUUGUUUACCUGUGCAGCAACUAGAGGAAUCCAUUUGGAGCUGGUAGCAGAUUUAACUGUUGAAAGCUGUAUAAACGCACUAAGAAAAUUUAUUGCAAGGCGUGGCACCCCCUCUAUUAAUAUAUCAGACAAUGCGAAAACUUUUAAAAGAAGUUGUAUGGAAGUGCAAAAGCUUGAACAACUAAUGGAGAAAACCACACGGUCGAAAAUUUUCGUUUAA